AUGGGGAUCUUUGACAUCAGCUCCGGGAAUGUGGACUUUGGCAUAACGUGCCCAGGCACGGUGAUGCGGGACCUGCAGCACGACGAACCGGAACAGGUGGCCAAGAUCAAGACGCUGCAGACAUCGUACUCGUCGACGCAAAAAGCCUACCAGUGCGACCUGUGGAGCACUGACCUGCGCCCCGUCAACAGCUUCAUCACGGCCAUCGAUGGGCUCGAGGAGCUAACAAUCUAUAACUACGAGCGCGACGUGCCCGCUCUCUGGGAAGCUAUCUUCCACCACGGCCACAGCCUGCGCAGCUUGGCCAUCCACACUCCCACCUGCAGCUCCAUGCCCGCCGGCUUGUGGACACACGAUGCUGUCCAAGUCCUCGCCGACCGCCUGCCGCUGCUGAAGCACCUCGAACUGGACGCCAGUCCAGCCGAGGCCGAGUUCUACUUGGCCAACACUAGCAGCAACAUCUGGCGCCGCCUGUCAUCGAUCAAGGCGCACCUGUCGCCAAAGUCACUGUUGUCGCCAAUGAAGAAGGACACGUUGCCUGUCGCCGACAUUCCGUCCCCGCCUCCCAAAGAGGAGGAGGACCAGGCCCCGUCGACCGCGAACGAGCAGAAAGACUGGGUCCUCGACGCCGCCACGAAACUCCACGGCCUAGAGUCCAUCCGCAUCAACGUCAGCCUGGAAGACGCGGCAUCUUCCUUUGCAGGGGAGCACAAGUGGACCAUAAUGGGCAGCUCAGUCUUUCCGGAACCGAACAAGCAAGCGUGUCAGGACUUGGCGCGCAAGAUCUUCGACCAAUUCUCUCAGCAGACACAGCCAGGCUCAGAACAAGAGCAGGCAGCAGCACCGCCGGCGGCGCUCACGCACCUCGAGCUGCGAUUCCCCCGCCGCCUCUUUGACGACCGCUGCCAGUUCUGGAACAUGGCGUUCUCGGUGCACGUGCGUAGGAGCCCAGGCACGGGCGCCGUCGAGGUGCUGGCCGACGAGGGCUGGAAGACGUAUAUGCCCGACACGCCACCGCCGCUGUAUGAUAUGAGGAUCAAGAUGCUCAACGGGUGGUAG
Molecule: messenger RNA, 1059 nt
Organism: Lasiosphaeria miniovina
Lineage: Eukaryota; Fungi; Ascomycota; Sordariomycetes; Sordariales; Lasiosphaeriaceae
Exons: 1
Coding region: 1-1059 (352 amino acids)
Source: RefSeq, a predicted model, not a curated record